CUUUCACUUGAGCUUCAACAUGGGAAAGGGAAAUGAAGACCCCGAUCUCCACUGCUCCUCCAUCCAGUGCUCCACUGACCAGCCCCCUUUCCAACAGAUCUCCUUUUCAGAAAAGGGCUCAGAUGAGAAGAAACCAUUCAAAGAAAAAGGCAAGACCGCCUUCUCCCAUUCCAGUGAGAAGCACACACAAAGGCAAGCAGGAUCGGAGCCCAAUCCAAACAAGGAGAAUUCUAAGGAAACCAAGCUCAAGGCCGGGAACAGCACUGCUGGAUCAGAACCAGAGUCCAGCUCAUAUCGGGAAAACUGCAGGAAAAGAAAAAUCAGUUCCAAGGACAGCUGCCAAGACACAGCAGGGAACUGUCCAGAAAAGGAGUGCAGCUUGUCGUUGAAUAAAAAAUCAAGAUCCUCCACUGCUGUGCACAACAGUGAAAUCCAGGAGACCUGUGAUGCCCACCAUAGGGGACGUUCCAGAGCUUGCACUGGGCGCAGCAAGCAACAUAGGUCUCGGGCCCUGGGAGUCCAAACACCGUCAAUUCGAAAAAGCUUGGUGACCUCUGUGCGAGCUAUGUCAGAGGCUGUUUAUCAAGACCUAACCCAGGUGUGGGCACAGCAGAUCCAUUCUCCACUGACCUGUGAGCAGCUGACACUGCUCACUCGGCUCCGGGGGCCUCUGUGUGCCCAGGUGCAGACCUUGUAUUCCAUGGCCACCCAGGCAGCUUAUGUCUUCCCUGCUGAGAGCUGGCUUGUCCCAGCCACAUUGCCUGGUCCUAGGGAUUCAGCCCUGGAUAGAGAAGCCCAUCCUUUCCCUGGGCAGGAGAUAACUGAGACUGUCAGUGGAUCAGAUGAGGCUAAGCUGUGAGCACCCCGACCCUAUUCAGCAGAGAUGCAGCUCUGGGAAUGAGAACAAGGAUCUGCGUCUUCUCAGAUUCUUCCAGAUGACCAGCAGUGACAA
Gorilla gorilla gorilla (western lowland gorilla) is the source of this 952-nucleotide messenger RNA. RefSeq names its product protein FRG2-like-1. The transcript has 4 exons. NCBI's taxonomy places the organism in Eukaryota, Metazoa, Chordata, Mammalia, Primates, Hominidae. The record is from RefSeq and is a predicted model, not a curated record. The coding region runs from base 20 to 859 and encodes 279 amino acids.